Molecule: messenger RNA, 1104 nt
Organism: Phialemonium atrogriseum
Lineage: Eukaryota; Fungi; Ascomycota; Sordariomycetes; Cephalothecales; Cephalothecaceae
Exons: 3
Coding region: 293-952 (219 amino acids)
Source: RefSeq, a predicted model, not a curated record
UUUCUUCUCACCACAUCAGCCCUCUCCCAUGCGAACACCCGGUGCUUUCAGCCGCCACUUUUGGUGUCGGCAGCGAAUACCUCCAGGGAUCUAGCUGGCACGGUCUCCGGUCUACCAUUUAUCCAUAGCAACCUGUGUCUAGGUUUUUAGUUUAAAUAAACGCUGUUUUUGUGUCAAUCUGUCCGCAAAAAAAACAUAUAAUGGUGAUACCCCAUCAAACCCUCGCACAUCUAUCUGCUAAGACUGUAUAGUUUGCAGGACGCAAGAAAUCAGCAACUUGAAAUCCACAAGAAUGCUGUUGUCGUUCUCAUCCGUUGCCAUAUCCCUGCUCCUUGCUCCGGCCGUACAGGCUGGACCAAUCGUCCCUCGGCAAGCGACAGCACCGUUCGACUGCGGAGAGGUACGCGUCGAUUCGCCGAAUACGACAUACAGUGGCUUCGUAGCUGCUGAUUUGGACACGGAGAGGAGAUAUGUGGUCACAAGAACCGAGAACCAAAAGAGACUUCUCACGAGGUUCGAGAAUAAUACGUUGUUUACUUUGAAUAGUAAUGGGAAGAACCCCACUUUCGGAGCAACCUUUGGAUUCUACUGGGAUACACCACCGGACAAACCGAACUUCGCGGCUUCAGCGCAGAACUAUGCAUACUUCAACAGCGUUGCUGCCUCGAAGGUUGGCGACAAGCCUGCCAAAAUCGCGGCUUCGAUCAACGAGGCUGGGACCGAUCCUUCCACAGGAGGGAAGAGAGACCACGAGAGCGAAUCGGCAAUAUUCUAUUUGGACCUCACAAGCGGAGAGCUAACCUCUCAAUGGGUCAAUACCGACGGAUCAUUCGUCCCCGCACUCUUUGUAAUCAACACACAGAGAAGGAUCAAUAUUUCGGGAAAUCUAACAAGGUAUUUCCAAGAAUGGCAAGGAGCGCCGGCAAGGAUCUUCUGCUCGCAGCCGGCAUAAGGCGGCACCGGAUGCGUUAACUGGAGGGGUGAUGGUCUGAAGAGGUGUGCGACUUGUUUCUCAUGUCUGAUUUUCCUUGCUGGAUCGGAUUCAGACCGAGCAGUUUCUGUAUCAUACCUCCUGUAGCUUUCCAAGAAUGCUAUUGUUCUCCC